GUGACGGCAAAUUAGGGCGAAUUAUUCGAGGCUCGGUUGUCGCCCAGAUCUCGCGAAAGCAUGGCUGCCCCAAGUCAGCCUUUCUUCCAACCACCAGCAUCUCAAUCAAAACCACAAACUCCCUUUGCCCAGAAUGCCCUCAGCCAGGCCAAGGUACACGCAGUCAUUGAACGUGUCAAGGUGCUCAAACAGGCGGGAUUUACGGAGGAGAGUAAUCCGGAGCUAGCGAAAAUGGUGACUUUCUUGAAAGCGAUGGCGCAGCAACGGAAAUGGGCCGCAGAGGCUACCGCGGACCAUUCCAUGCCUCAGACGAAUGGACAUGUCAUGACGGGCCCCAGAAUGAACGGAAGCCCUGCGCCCAACGGCAACCCUCUGACCUCUGGUCCGAUACCGACCCAGGCGUACCCAGCACCGUCACAAUCCCCCGUGUCGUUCACACCAGACCAGAUCAACGCUCUUCGCGCCCAGAUCCAAGCCUUCAAACUCAUCUCUCGUGGCAUGCCAGUUCCCGAUUCCCUGCAGGUAGCUGUACGUGUGCCAAACCAAGCGGUUCCCGAGCUGGAGAAGUUGCUUCAUGGCGGAGACAUCAACUCUAGAGUUGUCGAUAGUGCUGUGAAAGUCCACAAAAGCGCCCCUGCGUCGGCAAUACCAGCACCGGGCACCUCAAGCAGCAGCGGCGAGGCCGUUGCCGAGAUUAAGGCAGAAGAGGAGAUCGUGCAGGAUAUGACGGACAUGCCGAAGGGCCCAUUCCUCGAAGAUAACGUCGACUCAGGCGUAUACCCGUACAAUGCAUACAUGCAUCCUUUCACACAUCUCAAGCGCGAUCCAAACGUCGACCCCGCCCUUUUUGCCACCCGCCUCCAGCGGCUGCUUAUCCCCUCCAUCAUGCCCGCUGGUCUUGAUCUUCAGGAAGUUAUCGCCGAACGCAAUCGCUUUGUCGAUGCUCGUAUAGAACAGCGCAUCCGUGAGCUCGAGGACCUGCCCGCUCUUAUGGGCGACGGCGGCUUGGAGCCUAUCGUGCCGGACGGCGACGCUCCCGAGAACAAGGAGAAUGCGACUGACUUGAAGUCUCUCAUCCACCCUCCUCCAGGCACGCACGGCAAGCUGCGGGCUGUGAUCGAGCUCAAGGCACUGCGGCUUCUCGACAAGCAACGGCAGAUGCGCGCCAUGGUCGCAGAACGCCUCGUCCACGGGUCCACGCUCCCCCUGAACCGCACAGAAUUCCGCAGGACACGCAAGCCAACAAUACGCGACGCUCGUAUGACAGAGCAGGCAGAGCGUAAGCAGCGAGCAGAGCGCGAACGUAGGGCCAAAGCCAAGCAUGUUGAACAGCUCAAGACGAUCUGUGACCAUGGACGAGAAGUGCACGCAGUGAACCGUACCGCCCAGGAUCGCAUCGUUAAGCUCUCGAAAGCUAUCGCGAGCUUCCAUGCCCACACCGAGAAGGAGGAGCAGAAGCGCAUCGAGCGUUUGGCGAAGGAGCGUCUGAAGGCGCUGAAGGCGGACGAUGAAGAGGCCUACAUGAAGCUUAUCGAUACCGCCAAAGACACCCGUAUUACCCACUUGCUUCGCCAGACCGACACCUUUCUUGAUUCGCUUGCCCAGGCUGUCAUGGAGCAGCAGAAGCAAGGCGAUCCGAGCUGGCAACCGGACGAAGAGCCCACUAGCGAGGAGACGUUCGGCGCCCAGAAGCAAAUUCCUGACGAGGACAAGGGCAAACUCGAUUACUACGCGGUCGCGCAUCGCAUCAAGGAGAAGGUUACGAGGCAGCCUAGCCUGCUGAUUGGCGGUACGCUCAAGGACUAUCAGCUCAAGGGCUUGCAGUGGAUGGUCAGCUUGUACAACAACAAGCUUAACGGGAUCCUUGCAGACGAGAUGGGUCUCGGCAAGACGAUACAAACCAUCUCGCUUGUGGCCUUUUUGAUCGAGGUCAAGAAGCAGCGGGGACCUUACCUCGUCAUCGUUCCUCUAUCUACGAUGACGAACUGGUCGGGCGAGUUUGCCAAGUGGGCGCCUGGCGUCAGGGCGAUCUCCUACAAGGGCAACCCGACUCAGCGGCGUGCUUUGCAAAACGAAAUUCGCGGCGGUCAGUUCCAAGUGCUCUUGACCACGUAUGAGUACAUCAUCAAAGACCGGCCGGUCCUGAGUCGCAUGAAGUGGGUGCACAUGAUCAUCGAUGAGGGUCAUCGUAUGAAAAACACCCAGUCCAAGCUCUCGCAGACGCUCACCCAGCACUACCACUCACGGUAUCGCCUCAUUCUCACGGGUACCCCGCUUCAGAACAACCUCCCGGAAUUGUGGUCGCUGCUCAACUUUGUGCUUCCCAAGAUCUUCAAUUCCGUCAAAUCGUUCGACGAAUGGUUCAACACGCCGUUCGCGAACUCGGGCACGGGCGACAAGAUCGAGCUGAACGAAGAAGAGGCGCUGCUCAUCAUUCGGCGUCUGCAUAAGGUGCUCCGUCCGUUCCUGCUGCGUCGUCUCAAGAAGGACGUCGAGUCGGAGCUGCCAGAUAAGGUCGAGAAGGUUAUCAAGGUCAAGAUGAGCGCUCUCCAGUCGCAGCUGUACAAGCAGAUGAAAAAGUACAAGAUGAUAGCGGACGGUAAGGACAAUAAGGGUAAACCCGGUGGUGUCAAGGGCUUGAGCAACGAGCUCAUGCAGCUCCGAAAGAUCUGCCAGCAUCCGUUCUUGUUCGAGAGCGUCGAAGACAAUGUUAACCCCUCGGGCUACGUCAAUGACCUCAUCUUCCGAACGUCCGGCAAGAUCGAGUUGCUUUCCCGCAUCUUGCCGAAGUUCUUUGCCACCGAUCAUCGCGUCCUCAUCUUCUUCCAGAUGACCAAAGUCAUGGACAUUAUGGAGGACUUCCUGAAGAUGAUGAACUGGAAGUACCUGCGUCUCGAUGGUGGAACAAAGACGGAAGAUCGUGCCGGUCAUGUCGCCUUGUUCAAUGCUGAGGGUUCUGACUACAAAGUCUUCAUUUUAUCGACUCGCGCUGGCGGUCUCGGUCUCAACUUGCAGUCUGCCGAUACGGUCGUCAUCUUCGACUCCGACUGGAAUCCCCAUGCUGAUCUUCAGGCCCAGGAUCGUGCGCACCGUAUCGGCCAGACGAAGGUUGUCCGCAUCCUUCGGUUUAUCACCGAGAAGAGUGUUGAGGAAGCGAUGUUCGCGCGUGCGCGGUACAAGCUCGACAUCGACGACAAGGUCAUUCAGGCCGGUCGGUUCGACAAUAAGUCGACGCAGGAGGAGCAGGAAGAGUUUUUGCGCUCGAUCCUUGAGGCGGACCAGGAAGAGGAGAACGAGGAGGCGGGCGACAUGAACGACGAAGAGAUCAACGAGAUCAUCGCCCGAAACGAAGAAGAGGUCGGCACCUUCCGAGAAUUCGACAUCAAGCGUGACCGUGAUGCAAUGGAGGCGUGGCGUGCGUCGGGCAACCGCGGCAAGCCGCCGCCGCCGCUCAUCAGCCUCGACGAGCUGCCAGACUGCUACCGGACGGACGAGCCGUUCGCGAACAGCAACGAGCUCGAGGAGUUCGAGGGUCGUGGGGCGCGCAAGCGGACGGCCGUGAACUACAACGACGGGCUCAGCGACGACCAGUGGGCGAUAGCGCUCGAGGAGGGCGAGGACAUCCAGGAGCUGUCCGAGCGCGCGCGCGCGCAGAAGGACAAGCGUGCCGCGAACAAGCUUCUCAAGGAGGUAGAUUCGCGCAACUCGCCGGCGUUCGACGACACUCCGCGUGGCCGCAAGGCGAAAAAGGGCAAGGCCAAGGUUAUCGACAUACCGUUUGAUACGCCGUCGAACGGCAAGCGGAAGCGUGGCAAGGCCAUGUCGGUCUCGCCCUCUGUCGACGGCGACGAGCCUGAGGACCGCGACCCGAAGCGGCGGAAGACAAAGCCGGCGGAGGUACCAGCUGCGGUCAAGGAGAAGAUGAAGAAGGCCUACAACGAGUGCUACAAGGCUGUUCUUCAGUCUGAGGACGACACCAGUCGCCGGCGAUGUGAGUUGUUCAAGGAGCUUCCGGACAAGAAGCUCUACCCCGACUAUUACGAGGUCAUCAAGCAGCCGAUCGCCAUGUCCACCAUCCGGAAGCGCAUCACGAGCAACUACUACAAGUCCGUCCUCGACUUUCGGGAGGACUGGCGGCUGAUGUUCAACAACGCCCGGACGUACAACCAGGAGGGCUCGUGGGUGUACAACGAUGCGGACGAGAUGGAGAAGAUCUUCAACGCGACAUUCGACCGCACCAUCGUCGGCAGCGGCCUGCCCGGCGCGCCUGCUGGCGCCGGGUCCGGGGCGUACGACUCGGCGCCGACGCCGAUGGACGACGACGAGCGGCCGCUGCCAAAGUCAAAGAACGGGCGGAAGCAGGUGCUGAGCGACGACGAGUACCUGACGCCCAGCGAUGAUGAGUAGGGUCCUCGCCGCUGAGACCCUCUCCUUCAGGCUUCUUCCUGCACCUCUUUUUAUGUCACUAUCCUACUUUGUUUUGCGUAUCGCCGUCUAUAUAGCAUUUGUAUCAUACUAGACUGUGGUUCACGAGCCCCUGGAGUAAUCCAAUACAUAUUUCUCCGCAACUGUGACAGGAAAGAUGCGGCAGUAGCGGUGGGCGAGUGGAGGUGUUAUGCGGUCAGUACUGCAUCUAAGCCUUCUUUUUCCCUUCCCACAAAGCCUUCAUGCUGGGUACAG
This is a messenger RNA of Phanerochaete carnosa HHB-10118-sp, 4680 nucleotides long. RefSeq lists its product as uncharacterized. Gene Ontology annotation, cellular component: nucleus. The transcript has 8 exons. Gene Ontology annotation, molecular function: ATP-dependent chromatin remodeler activity; ATP binding; DNA binding. NCBI's taxonomy places the organism in Eukaryota, Fungi, Basidiomycota, Agaricomycetes, Polyporales, Phanerochaetaceae. The record is from RefSeq and is a predicted model, not a curated record. Gene Ontology annotation, biological process: positive regulation of transcription by RNA polymerase II. The coding region runs from base 61 to 4407 and encodes 1448 amino acids.